Choloepus didactylus (southern two-toed sloth) is the source of this 1107-nucleotide messenger RNA. RefSeq names its product disks large homolog 4-like. Gene Ontology annotation, molecular function: protein binding. The record is from RefSeq and is a predicted model, not a curated record. Gene Ontology annotation, biological process: AMPA glutamate receptor clustering; postsynaptic neurotransmitter receptor diffusion trapping; chemical synaptic transmission. Gene Ontology annotation, cellular component: postsynaptic density membrane; neuromuscular junction; neuron projection. The transcript has a single exon. The coding region runs from base 265 to 1107 and encodes 280 amino acids. Lineage: Eukaryota; Metazoa; Chordata; Mammalia; Pilosa; Megalonychidae.
CCCUCCUGAGAAUCGGGGUGUGCUCCCCAGACCCCCUCCCCUCCAUUGGGGACCCCCUUUUAGGGCCCCCUUUCCCUCCCUCCCACGCUCCCCUCCCCUUCCCUUCUCCAACCCUCUCCUUCCCCUCUCACCCCUCCCCCCAUCCUGGCCCCCCCUGCAAAAGUGGGGUGCGGAGGGGGGAGGGGUGAGAACCUGCGGAGGGGAGGAAGGAAACUCCGAUGAAGUCAGAGCCCCUUACCCGCCGCCGCGGCCAGGCCCCCCAACAUGGACUGUCUCUGUAUAGUGACAACCAAGAAAUACCGCUACCAAGAUGAAGACACGCCUCCUCUGGAGCACAGCCCGGCCCACCUCCCCAACCAGGCCAGUUCUCCUCCUGUGAUUGUCAACACAGAUACCUUAGAAGCCCCAGGAUAUGAGCUGCAGGUGAACGGGACCGAGGGGGAGAUGGAAUACAAGGAGAUCACACUGGAAAGGGGUAACUCGGGCCUGGGCUUCAGCAUCGCAGGUGGCACUGAUAACCCACACAUCGGUGAUGACCCAUCCAUUUUCAUCACCAAGAUCAUUCCUGGUGGGGCUGCGGCCCAGGAUGGCCGCCUCAGGGUCAACGACAGCAUCUUGUUUGUCAAUGAAGUGGACGUGCGGGAGGUGACCCACUCAGCGGCAGUGGAAGCCCUCAAAGAGGCAGGCUCCAUUGUCCGCCUCUAUGUCAUGCGCCGGAAGCCCCCUGCUGAGAAGGUCAUGGAGAUCAAGCUCAUCAAGGGGCCUAAAGGUCUUGGCUUCAGCAUCGCAGGGGGUGUAGGAAACCAGCACAUCCCCGGAGAUAAUAGCAUCUACAUCACGAAGAUCAUUGAAGGAGGGGCUGCCCACAAGGACGGAAGGUUGCAGAUUGGGGACAAGAUCCUGGCAGUCAACAGUGUGGGGCUGGAGGAUGUCAUGCACGAGGAUGCUGUGGCAGCCCUGAAGAACACAUAUGAUGUUGUCUACCUGAAGGUGGCCAAACCCAGCAAUGUCUACCUGAGUGACAGCUAUGCUCCCCCAGACAUCACCACCUGUGAGAGUCCUUCAUACCCCAGAACUUCUUGUGACCCAUCCCAGUCACCCCCAUGA